Chaetomium globosum CBS 148.51 is the source of this 1539-nucleotide messenger RNA. RefSeq lists its product as uncharacterized. The record is from RefSeq and is a predicted model, not a curated record. Gene Ontology annotation, molecular function: transmembrane transporter activity. Gene Ontology annotation, biological process: transmembrane transport. The transcript has 4 exons. NCBI's taxonomy places the organism in Eukaryota, Fungi, Ascomycota, Sordariomycetes, Sordariales, Chaetomiaceae. Bases 1 to 1539 code for a protein of 512 amino acids. Gene Ontology annotation, cellular component: membrane.
AUGAACCGAGACGUCGAAGCGGCACCGCCCGCACCGAGCGGUCAUGAGAAGCAUGAGAGAGAUGUGGCCGCCAAGGAUGAAGCAAUCGCCAUGGUCGGCGAGCAAGAGCAUACCGUUGACCCCGUGGUCGUUGCGCGAGCAGUCCGCAAGAUAGACUGGUUCCUAAUUCCCGCCAUGAUCUUUGGCUAUGGCAUCGUCUACUACGACAAAGCGAUCCUCGGCUCGGCCGUGCUCUUCGGCAUGACCGCCGACCUCUCCCUGACGGUCACGGACGCGUCGACAACGCCACCUACGGUCGACACGUCGCGGCUCUCGUGGGCGACGUCGCUCUUCUACUUCGGCAUGCUGGCGGGCCUGUAUCCCAUGUCCUUCGCGCUGCAGCGCUUCGACAUCGGCCGCGUCCUCGGCGCCAUCGUCCUGCUCUGGGCCGCCAUCUGCAUGCUCACCGCCGCCGUCACCUCGUACCAGGGCCUGUAUGUCCAGAGGUUUUUUCUGGGGUUUGUGGAGAGUAUUGUCCCUACGGGGUUUAUGUGCAUUGUGUCGGGGUUUUAUACGCAGAAGGAGCAGAGUCUAAGGCAGAGUUGGUGGUUUAGCAGCACGGGGCUGUUUACCAUCAUUGGGGGGGCGCUGAAUUAUGGGUUUGCGCAGAUCCAGGGGGGUGGGCUGAGGAGCUGGCAGUAUAUUUAUUUGUUGGCAGGGGUGUUGACGGUGGUGUUUGGCUUGUUUUGCUUUGCCAUGCCAAACUCGCCCGUCACGGCCUGGUUCUUGACCGAGGAGGAACGGUUUGCGGCCGUGGAGAGGCUCCGGUACAGCCAGACCGGGGUGCGGUGUACGAGCAUCAAGAUGGGCCAGGUGAAGGAGUCGUUGUUGGAUGUCAAGACAUAUUUGAUCUUUGUCAUGAUGGCGUCGGCGUAUACCAUGAACGGUGCGGUCAGCGGCUUCGGCCCACUCAUCGUGUCGACAUUCGGCUGGAACACCUUGCAUUCGAUUGUGUUUCAGUUCCCACUUGGGGCACUCUGCUUCAUCGUCAUCCUCGUGACGGGGUACUUGGGGUCUAAAAUCCCCAACAUCCGCCUCAUCAUGCUCAUCUUGACAUGUCUGCCCGUCAUCGCAGGCUGCGCCAUCAUCUGGAAGAGCGAGUGGUCGUACCGGGCCGCGGCACCGGUCGUUGGCUAUUCCAUUACCGGCUUCUUCGGCGGGACGGUCAGCCUCAUCAUCACGGUUGGAAUGUCCAACGUGGCGGGUCACACUAAGAAGAGCUUCAUGGCCGCCACCAUCUUCGCUGCAUACUGCGUGGGGAAUAUUGUUGGGCCACAGCUUGUCAAAUCGCAGACAAGGCCACAGCACUACCCCGAGCUGUGGCUAGGAUUGAUCAUUUGCUACAUAAUAUGCAUUGUAGCAUCGGCCACCCUCUACGUCGUAUUAACAACAGCAAACAAGAAGAAGUCAACGGUGCCCGAGGACCAGCCGGAGCGAGCGAAGCUGGCGUUUCAAGACUUGACAGAUAUGGAGAACCCCUACUUCAGAUAUGUCCUAUGA